Messenger RNA from Salarias fasciatus (jewelled blenny), 1246 nucleotides. It is a transcript of the gene calm1b, whose product is annotated as calmodulin 1b. The transcript has 6 exons. The coding region runs from base 136 to 585 and encodes 149 amino acids. Gene Ontology annotation, cellular component: myosin II complex. Lineage: Eukaryota; Metazoa; Chordata; Actinopteri; Blenniiformes; Blenniidae. The record is from RefSeq and is a predicted model, not a curated record. Gene Ontology annotation, molecular function: calcium ion binding.
AGGGAUACACACGAGGCAAUCCCCAUUCUGGCCACGGCCAAUAUACACACUGCUAACCCGCCAGUGGAACUCCAUCUAAGGAACGACCACACUCCGAGUCUGCCUCCAGACCAACAAGCACACAACCCUUCCGACAUGGCUGACCAACUAACAGAGGAACAGAUUGCAGAGUUCAAGGAGGCUUUCUCCUUAUUCGACAAGGAUGGUGACGGCACCAUCACCACCAAAGAGCUUGGCACCGUAAUGAGGUCGCUGGGCCAGAACCCCACAGAGGCCGAGCUACAGGACAUGAUCAAUGAGGUGGAUGCCGACGGUAAUGGAACCAUCGACUUUCCGGAGUUCCUGACCAUGAUGGCCAGAAAAAUGAAGGACACAGACAGCGAGGAGGAGAUCCGCGAGGCUUUCCGGGUAUUCGACAAGGACGGAAACGGCUACAUCAGCGCCGCGGAGCUCCGUCACGUCAUGACGAACCUGGGAGAGAAGCUAACGGACGAGGAGGUGGACGAGAUGAUUAGAGAAGCAGACAUCGACGGAGACGGACAGGUCAACUACGAAGAGUUUGUACAGAUGAUGACUGCAAAGUGAAGCUUGCCCGCCCCGUCCUGUCCCCUCUUAGAAGAAAAGAAAAAAGGAAAAAAAAAAAAAAAUCAAAAUGUUUUACUUACCUCUUGGGAAAAAAAAAAAAGUUCAUUUAUUCAUACUGUUUCUGUAUAGAAAAUAAUUGAAUGUUGAAUUAAAAUAUCCUUCUGUCCACACAGGAAAAAUAUAAAAACAUACAAAAAAUAUCUGCAUGAAAAAUGAUGGUUAGUGAUCCUGUCCCCUCCCCCCGGAGAUCAGUUUAGCAUCAGUACUUAACGAGUAAACUAAAUAACAACGAACCCUGUAACUACUACCUUCAGACUCGAGCAUUUGGCGGACUCCCUCCAGUUCCAUUUGCUAGUGGUAAAUGUCCGGGCUGGCCAUCUCUUCUUUCUCUCUCUUCUCUUUUUUCUCUUUCUCUCUCUGUUUUUCUGUUCUCCAUGCAUGCAGCUUGAGACCGGAGCAGCACCACCACCACCACCACCACCCUGCCCUCCCCUGCCCUGCCUCCUCUUCCUCCUCUUCCUCACCCCCCAUCCCUCCUCCGGCCUACCAGAGCGUGCUGAUUCCACUAUAAGCUGUCCUCUUGUUGGUUUGGUACAGUUUUUUUGUAUUUGGAGAGGAUCCCUGUACUGUUAAGAUGAGAGAAUAAUACCAGGUUCUAACU